This is a messenger RNA of Bactrocera oleae (olive fruit fly), 8996 nucleotides long. RefSeq names its product ATPase phospholipid transporting 8A1 (gene ATP8A). Gene Ontology annotation, cellular component: plasma membrane. Gene Ontology annotation, biological process: phospholipid translocation. Gene Ontology annotation, molecular function: ATP binding; magnesium ion binding; ATPase-coupled intramembrane lipid carrier activity. Lineage: Eukaryota; Metazoa; Arthropoda; Insecta; Diptera; Tephritidae. The record is from RefSeq and is a predicted model, not a curated record.
AAAGUCGUUACGCCCAAAAGUAUGCUUAGAAUUUCGUACUGAACUGUAGUAAAAAUUGCAUAUUUUUAGAUUGCCUUGCCAGCUUCAAGCCACCCACACAGCCUUCUACCACUGUAUUUAGUAUAUAUGAUAUUGUAUGCACCCUUAAAUGGUAGUAGGAAACCGUAAAUCCUACAAUGUUAGCCAAAAAUAUAUGUGGAUGUUAAACUGUUUUAUGCUUUUUGGCAGCAGGAUUUACGAGCUAACAACAACGCGACAAAUGAAGUAAAUUGGAAAGUGCAGAGAACACACUGACAAUGUGAAGAAAAUUGCGCGCUGAUUUUUAUUGCCUAACUUGUGCCAGAAAAUAUAUUAGUAUAAAGAUUAAAAAACAAAAAACAAAAAACCAAGAAACAUUAUAUUUGACUUAAAAUGUGCCUUCACUUGCUUUGCUGAUAUUAACACAAAACCAUAAAAGUAUUAAGUGAUAAAAAAAAUAAGUAUAAAUUCGAAGAAGUUUAAGUGUAAACGAGAUUUUGAGGAGAACCACAAAAAGUGCCUUCUUGAAGUAACAGUUCUUAGUGAGAUAGUGACAUGGAAAUCUUAAAAAAAAAAUGCUUAAAAAAGUUCGAAAUAUUUCUUAAAAGAAAGUGCGAGAAGUGUUAAAACUAAAAAAUUAUCGCCAGCCAAACUGUUAGUUUAAUAUUUGAUACUUCACUGCUGAAAUCACGCUAGGCUGCAUUUCGACAUGUCGCGCGAGGUUAGCUUCAGUCGCCAAUCCUUGGAGCUACGCAGUCAGGAAUCCUCAUUAUUACCUGCCAUCAGCGCUAAUGCCGGCGCUGAUGUGAGUGUCAGCAACACAGACACAUUGGCCACAGCAGCCAGCUCCACCUCUGCCUCUGCUGUGGCGCCAGCCAAUAAUAACGCCGGUUUGGGCGUCUCACAGCGUCGCCGCCAGCGCAAAGGCAUCACACAGCGACAGGAUUCAUGGUUUCGGCAUUCAAUGCCACCAGCUUUGACGCGCGAUUUCGAGUCCAUCGAGAAUUUGGCGCCGAAUACCACAAAUGGUUUGGACGAACAGUUGGCCGCCUCACUUUCGGGGCGCUUUGGCGCAUCCACGUCAGCGUCUUUGGCCGCUUCGACGGCGCACAGUGGCGGUAGCGGCAGUUUGACAGUGUGCGGCUUUGGCAUUGGCGGUCUCGGUGGUUUCAGUGGCAGCGGUCAGAGUGGUAGUGGCGGUGGUGGUGCUGGUGCUAGUGGUAUGGGCGGCAAUCGUUUCGGCGGUGGCAUCAAUCUCAAUAGUGCCAAUAGUAAUUUGGGUUUCAUCGAUUCGGACGAAUCGAAUUUACAUACACCGAUUACACCGCUCGCCUCGCAUUCGGCAUCCAUUUAUGGUGGUUUGCAGCAGCAGGGUUCAGUGUCGGCCGCCUCGGUGGCGGGUACACUGUCAUCGUCAAAUGCUAUUGGUAAUGGUGGUAGUGGUGCUGGCGGUGGUGUAUGCCGUCGGCAUAAAUCGAAGCGACGCAAAGAUUCGAGAGCGUCGGUGUUGUCAAAGCAAAGCGGUAAUAGCGUGAGAAGUCGCGCUUCAGCAUUGGCCGCACGAGCUGGUCUACAUAUGACGGCGUCUUUCUUGCGCAAAAAACGAAAGGAAUAUGAAGACGAUGAGGACCUCACUUCAACAGCGGCUGCGGCCGAUGAUACGGAUAGACGAAUAAUAUUUUUGAAUCGACCGCAAAUACAGAAGUUUUGCAACAAUCACAUAUCAACUGCGAAAUAUAGUUUUAUAAGCUUUUUACCAUCGUUCCUUUUUGAACAAUUUAGACGUUAUUCGAAUUGUUUUUUCCUAUUAAUUGCAUUAUUACAACAAAUUCCUGAUGUCUCACCGACGGGUCGCUACACAACACUGGUACCGUUAAUAUUUAUUUUAUCUGUGAGCGGCAUUAAGGAGAUCGUCGAAGACAUUAAACGCCAUCGUGCGGAUAAUGAAAUCAAUCAUCGUAUGGUGGAGGUGUUACGAGAUGGCGCUUGGACCUCGGUGCGAUGGCGUGAUAUCGGUGUGGGAGAUAUUGUAAAAAUACCCAAUAAUAUAUUCUUUCCCGCUGAUAUACUGUUGUUGUCGUCGAGUGAACCGCAAGCGAUGUGCUUCAUCGAAACAGCAAAUUUAGAUGGUGAAACCAAUCUAAAGAUACGUCAGGGUGUGCCAGCAACUGCGAAAUGUCUGGAAACUAAAGAUCUGCUGCAGCUGGACGGCACCGUCGAAUGCGAGCUGCCAAAUCGACAUUUGUACGAAUUCAAUGGCGUACUUAAGGAGAAUACUAAGCCCACCGUUGCUCUCGGCCCCGAUCAGAUAUUGCAACGCGGCGCAGUUUUACGCAACACCGCCUGGAUAUUCGGCGUUGUCGUCUACACCGGACACGAUACGAAACUUAUGAAAAACUCUACCUCAGCGCCAUUAAAACGCUCAACCGUCGACACAGUAACGAAUACACAGAUAUUAAUGCUCUUCGUUAUAUUGGUGGUUUUAUCGUUGACCAGUGCGAUAUUGAACUUUUUCUGGACGCGCGAUUAUGCGAAAAUUUUUUGGUAUUUGGGCAUAAGUGAGGACAUCAAAAGUAAAAACGUUGGCUAUAAUUUAUUGACAUUCUUUAUUCUCUACAAUAAUCUUAUACCGAUAUCUUUACAAGUGACUUUGGAGUUAGUACGUUUUCUACAGGCCAUCUUCAUAAAUUUUGACAUACAUAUGUACUAUGCGGAAACCGAUACGCCGGCAAUGGCGCGCACUUCGAAUCUCAAUGAGGAACUGGGCAUGGUGAAGUAUAUAUUCUCCGAUAAGACCGGCACACUGACGCGCAAUGUUAUGGUGUUCAAAAAGUGUUCGGUGGCGCGUUUUAUGUACGAACCAGCAACUUCACCCGAGGACUCGUCGAUUGUGCAGAAUUUACUCGGCCAUCACAACACCGCGCCCAUUAUCAAAGAAUUCCUCACAUUACUCGCCGUUUGCCACACAGUCAUACCGGAAAAAUUCGAAGACGGUUCUAUUAUCUAUCACGCCGCCAGUCCCGAUGAGCGCGCCAUUAUCGAGGGUGCGCGCAUGUUCGGCUACAUCUUCGAAUCGCGCACACCACAAUAUGUAGAGAUUAAUGCACUCGGCACAAUCGAACGCUACGAAGUACUCAAUGUACUCGAAUUCACUUCGACGCGCAAGCGCAUGUCGGUGAUUGUGCGUGCGCCAACCGGUGAAAUUAAACUCUAUUGCAAAGGUGCCGAUACGGUGAUUUAUGAGCGUCUCUCACCCGAUGGUCAAAUGUAUCGUGAUGCCACUUUGCAUCAUUUGGAAGAGUUCGCUUCGGAGGGUUUGCGUACCUUGUGCUGUGCCGUUUCGGUGAUACCCGAGGAUGUAUAUAAUGAGUGGAAGGAAACGUAUCACAAGGCUUCGACGGCACUGCAGUAUCGUGAGCGCAAAGUGGAGGAUGCCUCCAAUUUGAUUGAGAACAAUCUGAUAUUAUUGGGUGCGACAGCAAUUGAAGAUAAACUGCAGGAGGGUGUACCAGAAACGAUAGCCUCACUGCUGGAGGCGGGCAUUUAUAUUUGGGUGUUGACGGGUGAUAAGCAGGAGACAGCGAUCAAUAUCGGCUACUCGUGCAAACUCAUUUCUCACUCAAUGGAUAUAAUUAUACUCAAUGAGGGUAGUUUAGAUGCCACACGUGAUAUUAUCCACCGACACGUGGACGAGCUGAAGAGCACUGAUAUGAAGGAGUGCAAUGUGGCGCUGGUGAUCGAUGGACAAACGUUGAAGUAUGCUUUAAGCUGUGAUUUGAAGCAGGAAUUUUUAGAACUCUGCUUAGUGUGUCGGGUGGUGAUAUGUUGUCGCGUCUCACCAAUGCAAAAGGCGGAGAUCGUCGAAUCCGUAACACAAGCCACUGGUGCCGUAACACUCGCCAUCGGUGAUGGCGCCAACGAUGUGGCCAUGAUACAGAAAUCUCAUGUCGGUGUUGGUAUUUCGGGCGUGGAAGGGCUGCAGGCAGCUUGCGCUUCCGACUAUUCGAUUGCACAAUUUUGUUAUUUGAAACGUUUGUUAUUGGUGCAUGGCGCCUGGAAUUAUAGUCGCAUUACCAAAUUGAUACUAUACAGUUUCUACAAGAAUGUCUGCUUGUAUGUGAUUGAGCUGUGGUUCGCCAUCUAUUCGGGUUGGUCGGGUCAAAUUCUCUUCGAGCGUUGGACUAUCGGUUUAUAUAAUGUUAUGUUUACCGCUUUGCCGCCAUUCGCAUUGGGUCUCUUCGAUAAAGUUUGUUCAGCGGAAACGAUGUUGAAAUAUCCGCAAUUGUAUAAACCAUCACAGGAUGCGAAACUCUUCAAUGUCAAAGUGUUUUGGGUGUGGAUAUUCAAUGCGCUUUCGCAUUCGGUAUCGCUCUUCUGGCUGCCGAUGCUGAUGACGACGAUGUCCGUGUGGCCUGACGGCAAAACAAGUGAUUACCUCUUUUUGGGCAAUAUUGUGUACACGUAUGUCGUCGUAACAGUUUGUCUAAAAGCUGGCCUUAUCACCAACUCAUGGACCUGGAUGACACACGCCUCCAUUUGGGGCUCAAUUGCUAUGUGGUUCUUGUUCAUGGUGAUCUAUAGUAACUUCUGGCCGACCAUAAUGUUGGCGCCAAUCUUUUUGGGCAUGGAUCGUAUGGUGUUUUCAACGAUCGUUUUCUGGCUAGGUCUCUUGCUCAUACCUAUAACGACGCUUUUGCCGGAUAUUCUAUUUACAAUCGUGCAUAAUACGGUAUUCAAGUCACUCACGGAGGCCGUACGUGAAUCCGAGAUACGACGUUAUGAUCCUGAAAAUGUGAUACGAGAAUCGAAAACAUCAACUAGUUAUCGAAGCAUGUACUUUCCGAAACAGUCGCGUCUCGAAUCGUUCCAACGUUUGCAAGUUCGUAUAUAAUUGAAAGUCCCAAAAAGAAAAGAAAACAACAACAAAUGAAUCGAAAUUACAGCACCGAACUAAGAUAAAAAAGGAAAAAGAAAAGAAAUUGAAAAUUUAUUGUUUGAACUAUUGAACGGCGUUUUGCUCGAUUUUUAGACGAUCUUUAAUAUCUCGAAUUAAGCGACGAUACUUGCCUUAAGCAAAAUUUGUUUUUAUUGCCUUUGUUACAGUUUGAAAAUAUUACUUAGCAAAUUGAUUUGUAAAUUAUGCUAUUUAUUUAUUUUGCAUUUUAUAAUUUAUUUAAGAAAAAUGUAUGAUGUACUUUUUAUUAAAAAAAAAAAAUUAAAUUGUUAUUUAUAUAAGAAAAAAGGUGAAGAUUUGUCUGUAUAUGGAAAACAGCGUUGUAUUUUCGAAUAAUGAUUUUUGUAACUGUAUUUAAAGGUAUAAUGUAUUACUUCUGCUGCUUAAGGGGCACAGCUAGUGUGAAAGCUUAAAAAAGCGACUUUUCGGAGUUCAAAAAACAACAAAAAAAAAAAAACUACUGAAUCAUUUAUUUCAAAACUUAAACGGUAUAUUUAAACAUUAAAUACGUAAGAAUACGCAGUAAAAUUUUUGUGGCAAAAUAUUUUAAUAUUUUUCGAGUUACACGCAAUCUUGACGGCGCUAAAAAACGUCCUCUAAUCCCAUGGUUAUUGUAUGAAGAAUUUGUUAGUGAUCGUAUCUGAUUGGUUUGGCUCUGAGUAACCACUGCAGCAUUUUCGAAAAAUGCUGUUAAACGCGUUUAAAAAUAAACUGAUGACACUGAUUGAACUGAGCGGCUGCACUUUAGAAGGCAGUAAAGCAAAAACUAUUUGAGAUACCGAUUUAAAAUUUUAUUAUGUUAUUUUUAAAGGUAUAACCUAAAAAAAUAUAAGACAUAUGAUUUUAUUUUUAAAUUUCACACUGGGUGUUUAUUGUUCCUUAAGCCUGUAAAAAUAUGAAUUUAUCAGGUUUUAGCGGGCAAUAAUAACAAAAAAUUGAGAUUCCAUCCACUCAUAUUGCUAAUGAUAAGAAAAAACUGUUUUUUUUUAAAUUUUUUACUAAUAUUUCUAUUUGUUUUAAAUAUUUUUAUUUGAAAUUAUGCACAUUUGUAAAUGCUUAGCUCAAAAAAGGCAUUGGGUUUUAAUAAAGUUUUAGCUAUAUACUAAAAAUAAUAUUAUUUUGUAUAAUUUUUUUAAAAAUAUUUUUAAAGAAACUCUUUAUUUAUGCUAUAAACUUUAUUGCAUUAAAAUGUAAAAAAAAUUUUUUUUAAUUUAAUUUUUUUGAUACAAUAGUUAUUGCUCACUUUUUAGUGGGAACAUAAUUUUAUAAUAUCUAUAUAUAUACCUAAACUAAUUAUAAUAGUAAUUUCCUAUACUUAUUUUAUUUAAACAUAAUUUUUUAAGCAAAACAAUUUAAAAAAUAUUUAAUUUAUUUCCUAAAAAAAAUUGCAAUAGCUAUUUAUCACUUUUUAACGGCAGGAAUUAAUUAAUAAUUUAUGUAUUAUUAAGUGUUUUUGUUGUAAAAAUUUUUCUGAAAAAACUGUGCGCGGUAUAGCGCACCAGAACAACUUACUUUGCAGCCUUUUUAAUUUUAAUUAAAAGUUUAUAUAAAAGCAAUUAUUUGUAUUUGACAUAUUAGUAAUUAAAUGAAAGCGAAAUAAAACAAACACAAUUUUGUUAAAAAUUACAACGAUUAGCGUUAAAGAAUUAUAGAAAAAAAAAAUUAAAUAUAUAUGUACCUUACUAUAAAACUUGGUGUGUUAGUUUAAAAAAAAAGUAGUCAUUGUUUGUAUGCAUUAAUUUCACGAAAUAAAUGUAAAUAUGAUUUUUGUAAAACUAAAUUAAUUAACUUAAAAAUACUAUAUACUGCCUUGACAUGUGCUCUUGUCUGACCAAGUAAUGCCUGCUCCCCUUUCAACUUAGUGUAAUUAUUAUAUAUUUUCCGGUUAUUAGUUUACAUAGAAGUCUUAUAUAAGAAGUAUAUACAUAUGUAUGUAUGUACAUGAAAAUUGUUGUAAAUUUAUUUGUCAUUCACUUUUUUCUUUUCUUUUAUUUCCCCACUUUUGUGCGCUUUCCCUCCCCGCAACGCGUUUGUUUGUGUGUGUGUGUGUUCACCACGUUUUACGAAAUGCUAACACAAAAAAAAUGCAAUUUAAAUUUGAAAUAAUAAAAAUUUGAAAUAACAAAAUGCGUGGCAAAAUUGUGCAUAAACAACAACAACAAAUGCCAAACAUUUUAAAAUGAAUACGCAUAACAUCAAAAUAAAACUGCUACAACGGUAAACCAAUACGUUAUAUAACGCCACCACAUAGCUUGGCGAUCACCGGCACCUCUUGGCGACGCUUAAGCUCCGUCGAGGCAUUUCGUCGCCGUCCAAAUCAUGAAUUGACACAAGAGCAACAGCAACAACAAACUGCUGAACCGUUGCAGGUGCAUAACUAUCAAAACAAAAAUGGCAAUGCCAACAACAAAGCGCCCGGGAAUCGUAGCUCCAUAAUUACAGUGGAAAACUUGGAAACCGACGAUGAGCAGCAAUGGAAGCGCGGUGAUGCGCCGUUAUCCGCAACGACAACAAUGACCACACUACACAUUUGAGAAGGCGAGUCUCAGUAGGUUGUACAAAUACUUUGACACAAGUGAAGCAAAGCAAUCCAACAGUGAAUUCAACAACGAACCAAAUAUAUAUGCAUACUUAUAGCAAAAGACAUACCUGAAAAAGAGUAUUAAAAUAAAUUUUUAUACUUUUUUGUAUUUUAUCUUACUAAAAAGUUGAAGCUUACAGCAAUUACUUACCAAAUAGUCGAGAAAAGUGAAAUGUUGCCAAUAUAUGCAAAUGUUUUUAGCGUGUAAUUUUUACUGUGUGUGAUUAGUUAAAUGUAUACCAAAUAGUUGUAGGUAAUUAUAACCAAAACAUAUAUGUAAAAGUUGUGUAGCAUUGUAAAUGUACUUAACAAAUGUUUAACUGUUAUAAAUUACUAACCAAAAAACAAAAAAAAAACAGAAGUAACUGUAUAGGCCAUAUUAAGUUUGACAUUUAAACAAAUAUUGCUAUACGUAAAUGAUUUUAUUGAUAUUUUAAAAUAAACUUUUUAUGUACAACACAUACAUUAACAAACACAUAUGUACCUAUAAAAACAACAACAUUAUUUCGAGGUUGAAAACUAAUGGCAGCCACUGUACGUUGAUUUUGAAUUCUUUUCGCUUAAAAUAAACAAAAUUGUAAAAAAGUUCGCUUAAAAAUUGGUUUUUUUUGUUUUAUAACCAAUUUGUAUACCUUAUUACAUAAUACUACAGUUCUCAUACAAAAAAUAAAUUUUGACACGCAAUCAAAAUACAGUUGCCUGAACAAAACUGCUCUGAUGCCGUCCUAACACAAGUAAACUUGCGCAGAUAAAAAAAAACUUUUUAAAUAAUCAUUUAAAAUAUAAUCUCGUUGAUUUUCGUAAUUAAUUUCCUAUAGAAUUUCGAUUUAUAAAAACAAAUGUUUUUUGUUAACCAAAACAAUCGGUUUUAAACCGAAAAUUUUCUAAAAAAAUGUAUUACAAAAAUUGUUUUUUGUUAUAAUUCUGAUUUAUGUUAAAUUUGUAUAGUGAACUCGAAUGAAAUGAAUAUAUAAAUUUCUUAAGAAAUAUUAUAAAACUCCUGGUCAUUAUUAUUUUUAAUAUGGAAGUAGAUUUAAAUAAAUUUUUAAUUCAAUUUUUUAUUUCAAAUCAAUGCGAAAAAAAAUUUUGUAACAUUAGUUUUCAACCGAAAAUUUUCAAAAACAACUGUUUUUUAAAUAUCAGAAUACUGAUAAAUUCUAACAACUAACUAAAUUUUAAUAUUGAAAUCGGUCAUAAAUCUUUUAAGAGUAAAUAAUAAGUUUUCUUGUAAAAUAAAAAAUUAUGUUACUCUAAUAGUUAUUCAUGUCAUAAGUUGAAGUACUUUACUUUUUUUAGUUCGUAUAAUUUUUCAUUAUUUAUAUAAUUUUUAAAUUUUUUUAAGUGAAAAAAUUUUUUUUUUUAAUUUUCGUUUUUUAUAUAAUACAUAAUAAUUAUUUACAUAAUUAAAAAAAUUUUUUUAAGUGUUUUAGGAUGAAAUUAAGA